Tripterygium wilfordii is the source of this 3605-nucleotide messenger RNA. RefSeq names its product probable LRR receptor-like serine/threonine-protein kinase At3g47570. The transcript has 2 exons. The record is from RefSeq and is a predicted model, not a curated record. Gene Ontology annotation, molecular function: receptor serine/threonine kinase binding; protein kinase activity; ATP binding. Gene Ontology annotation, biological process: protein phosphorylation. Bases 46 to 3411 code for a protein of 1121 amino acids. Lineage: Eukaryota; Viridiplantae; Streptophyta; Magnoliopsida; Celastrales; Celastraceae.
ACUCCUACCCAUCCUUAAUUUUAAUUUCCUUUCCAAUACUUAACCAUGCUUCUCAAAGCACUAGUCUAUUUUUCGCACCUUCAAGUGCUAUUGAUCCUCUCAUUCGUGGCUUCUUCUUUUGCUGUACCCUCCUCAAAUGUGACUGAUGAAGAAGCUCUUGUUGCUUUCAGUUCUGCAAUAACAUAUGAUCCCACCAACACAAUCCUGGGUAGUAACUGGAGUACUAGAGGAGGCAACUUCUGUGAUUGGGUUGCGGUCACUUGUAGCAAACGCAGGCAGAGAGUCACCGCUCUGGAUUUUUCCAAUAUGGGACUUGAAGGUAAAAUAUCCCCUUACGUUGGAAACCUAUCCUUUCUGGUUUCACUUGUUCUUUCUAACAACAGUUUUCAUGGUCACAUACCAUCUGAGUUGGGUCGUUUGCAUAGACUUAAAACACUUAAUUUACAAAUGAACCUAUUGGAAGGAUCGAUACCUCCGAGUUUACACAACUGCUUUAAGCUUGAACGUGUUUCUCUAGCAGUAAACAUGUUAAGUGGUGGCAUACCAGAGGAGUUGGGCACUUUAAAAAACCUUCAGGUCCUCUUUCUAGUGAGAAACAAUCUUAAUGGCACCAUCCCAAUUUCCUUUGGAAAUUUGUCGGUGUUAGAGACCUUUACACUGAUGGAGAACAGAUUUACAGGUUCAUUUCCAUUGUUCAUGUUUAACAUCUCCUCUAUUGAAUAUUUAAGUCUCUCAAACAAUAGCUUCUCUGGCUAUCUUCCAACUGAUAUUUGUCUCCACUGGCCUAGACUAGACCAACUAUACCUUGAUGGCAACCAAUUUAUAGGCCAAAUUGCAUCUACUUUACGCCAUUGCACAGGAUUAACAAAGUUGGAUCUCUCCCAUAACAAAUUUAAUGGAAGUGUGCCAAUAGGACUCGGGACUCUACAGAAGCUCGAGUUUCUUUCUCUUGCAAGAAAUGACUUGACUGGUACAAUUCCAACUUCUUUGGGAAACAUUUCAAGCCUAGCGGAGUUGUUAUUGUCUGAAAAUAACAUUCAUGGAGGCAUUCCUGACGAGUUUGCGAAGUUGACAAGUUUGGUUGUUUUGCAUUUGCAAUACAAUUACCUCACUGGGCCCACACCUCAAUCACUCUUCAACAUUUCCUCUCUCAGAGUUAUUUCGAUUGUUAGCAAUAACAUCUCGGGAGAACUUCCACCUAAUACAGGGCUUUGGCUUCCGAAUCUUGAAGAGAUGUAUUUUGGGCUCAAUCGAAUUGGAGGAAGCAUCCCUACUUAUUUAUCAAACUCAUCGAAGCUAUUUCUAUUGGACCUAUCUGAAAACUUGUUCAUUGGACCAGUACCUUCAAGUCUCGAAAAUUUGCCUCAUCUUCGCAUCUUCAGUAUAGGAAGCAAUAGACUAACCGGAGACCCUAGAUAUGAGGAGCUGAGGUUUCUUACUGCACUGACAAAUUGUCGGUUCCUUGAAAAGCUAUCCAUUAGCAAUAAUCGUCUUGGUGGUGUCCUACCAUAUUCCAUUGGAAAUUUUUCAGAUUCUCUACAAAUGAUUAUUGCUUCCGAAAACCACAUACACGGUCCAAUUCCAGAAUCGAUUAGUUCAUUAAGAAACUUGAAUACAUUGGUGUUAGGAGAUAACAACCUCUAUGGAACUAUUCCACCAACUAUUGGCAAUUUGCAAAACUUACAGAGGUUGUUUCUCCGUAACAACCAGAUUAGAAGUUCUAUCCCUGAAGAAAUUUGUAAUCUAAGAAAUCUGGGAGAAUUGUCACUCCAGGAUAACAGGCUUGCGGGACCUAUUCCACAAUGCAUUGGAUCACUCAAUCAUCUUCAAGAGCUAGAUCUAAGCAAUAACUCAUUGUCAUCAUCAAUUCCUGUAAGUUUGUGGAGCCUUGAAAAUAUCAUUAUCAUGCAUUUAUCAAACAACUUCUUAGGUGGGAAACUAUCUUCAGAAAUGAAAAUGUCACGAGUCAUGGAAGAAAUGGAUAUUUCUCAGAACCAAAUCACAGGUAAAAUCCCAUCUAUUCUUGGGGCCUUUGAAAGCUUAAGGUACCUUGAUCUGUCAAAGAACUCACUGCAUGAGACUAUUCCUGAAACGCUUGGUGGCUUACAAUCACUGGAGUUCUUGGAUCUCUCCUAUAAUUAUAUAUCUGGUCCGAUUCCCAAGUCGCUGGAGACACUCGAUCAUCUUGAGUAUUUGAAUCUAUCUUAUAACGACUUAUCAGGAGAGGUCCCAUAUGGAGGAAUUUUUGCUAACUUUACGACAGAAUCUUUUCUGGCAAAUAAGGAGCUUUGUGGGCAAUUAUUAACAAAACCUUGCCCUCAUCAAAAUUCCAACACCAAACAAAUCCUCUUGAAGUACAUUAUUCCAAUUGUUGCAGUAGUGGUGGUCUUUAUUUGUCUUCUAUUUAUAUUGAGAGCAUAUAAACACAAGAACAAAAAGAGUACUCCAAGUUCUUCAGAUUUGGUACAAAUACCUGAGCAGAAAAUCAUUGCAUAUCAUGAACUUCGUCGUGCUACAAAUAACUUCUCUGACACCAAUCUGCUCGGAAUUGGGAGUUACGGCUCAGUCUAUAUGGGAACAAUUUCUGAUGGCACAGUUGUUGCUGUAAAGGUUCUGAAUCCAAAUGCACAGGAUGCAUUCAAAAGUUUUGACGCUGAGUGCAAAGUUUUGCGAACAACUCGACACAGAAAUCUUGUUAAGAUCAUCACUUCUUGCUCAAAUCCUGCGUUUAGAGCUUUGAUUAUGGAGUAUAUGUCAAAUGGAAGCCUUGAGAAGUGGUUGUACUUCGAAAACUGCAACUUGAAUCUCUUUCAGCGGAUCAGCAUCAUGCUUGAUGUGGCAAUAGCUUUAGAUUAUCUCCACUAUGGUCAGUCAGAGCCAAUCGUACACUGUGAUCUAAAGCCCAGCAAUAUCUUGUUAGAUGAAGACAUGGUCGCACAUGUUGGUGACUUUGGCAUUGCAAAAAUCCUGACAAAAGCUGAAGAUACAAUGUAUACGAGGACAUUAGGAACCAUUGGCUAUGUUGCACCUGAGUAUGGCUCCGAAGGAUGUGUUUCUAUAAAGGGUGACAUGUACAGCUAUGGGAUAAUGAUGCUGGAAAUAGUUACUGGAAAGAAACCCACAGAUGAAAUAUUUAGCGGAGAAGUGAGCUUGAGGCAAUGGGUUAGUGCAUCAUAUCCUAAUGCGUUACUGGAUGUUGUUGAUUCUGUUUUAAAGCCAAAUGGAAACAACGCCACAGAUAUUGACAUGGUACAAGGUUUUCUUUUCUCCCUCUUGGAAAUGGGUCUUGAGUGUUCAAGAGAAAUACCAGAUGAAAGAAUGGAUGUCAAGGACAUAGUUGCAAAGCUGACCAAGAUCAAGCAGAAGAUUCUACACCGACAAAGAUAUCGUUCUAUGUUUCUUGCUUCGUGAAGGAAGUAGAGAUGAUAAGGAUGCAGAUAUUCCUCUCUCUAUCACAAUAAGGUUUCUCUCCUUUCCAUGUAUAUUACUUUGCAAGUUUGGAGCAUCUGUUCCAAAUCAGUUUCUUUUAUACAAGCAAAGGCAGACUUGUUAUUGUGAAAAAAUACAUGUGUGUGUAGAUAUCACACACACUUAUACUAUUCAAA